This is a messenger RNA of Hyposmocoma kahamanoa, 3949 nucleotides long. RefSeq names its product sphingosine-1-phosphate lyase-like. Gene Ontology annotation, cellular component: endoplasmic reticulum. The transcript has 5 exons. The record is from RefSeq and is a predicted model, not a curated record. NCBI's taxonomy places the organism in Eukaryota, Metazoa, Arthropoda, Insecta, Lepidoptera, Cosmopterigidae. Gene Ontology annotation, biological process: sphingolipid catabolic process. The coding region runs from base 1 to 573 and encodes 190 amino acids. Gene Ontology annotation, molecular function: sphinganine-1-phosphate aldolase activity.
AUGCUUGCACAAAAUGAUGAGAUAAUAGCUUGUUUUGGAGUACGUACUAAAGAUGGAUUGCAUGGAGGGCGAGAGAGUAGUCGCGCGGGUGGUCUAAUUGCAGCAUGUUGGGCCACCAUGAUGUUCAUUGGCGAGGCAAGAUACGUGCAGAUGGCUGAUGAGAUCGUCACUGCAGCCAGAUUUAUUGAGAACGAACUGCGAAAAGUGGAGGGCAUUUUCAUAUUCGGCAAGCCUACGACGACAGUGGUGGCGUUCGGUUCGAAGCAGUUCGACAUAUUCAAACUCGCAGAUUUACUACACAAGAAGGGCUGGAGUCUUAACGCGCUGCAGUUCCCUUCUGGGAUACACAUUUGCGUGACGCAUGCGCAUACACAGCCGGGUGUGGCGACGAGGUUCGUGAACGACGUGCGCGAUGCUGUAAGCGCCUGUCUCAAGGACACCGACGGGCCUGUCCAGGGGAAGAUGGCGAUAUAUGGCGUAGCGCAAGAAAUAUCCGACCGCAGUCUAGUCUCGGACAUCACUAAAUACUUCAUAGACUCAAUGUACUAUCUACCGAAGCCAGGAGACGAGUGAGGCUCGGUAUAUCGAUUAUUAAGCGACAGGACAUUGCAUUUGCUAAUUUUGUAAUUUUCAAUUUCGCUAUAUUGGAUGGCAAAUUAAAUUUGGACUCUUACCCAAGAAUUUUUGUCAAACGUCAAUAUUAGAGUCAGAAUUUUAGAGUCCAGAAAUAAUUUGUCAUCAUUUACCAUUGAAUUUUGUAUGCUUUAAUUUUAAACGGAUGUUGUGAGGUUUUUAUAUAUUUAUGUAUAUUUUAUAGCUGUUAAAAACUCAAGGCUGAAUUUAUAAAACGAACUUUGAGUUCUUCUAAGCAACGUUUAAGCAAGCGAUUAAAUUAAUUCUUACUUCGAAUUUCUUUCUUAAACUGUUUUUUAAAAAUUCAAAGGGAAACCAUCUUUAUUUCGUAGACAAGCAAAUUGCACUUGAAAUUGUCAUAUUGAUUAAACUCUACUGCUCAUUCGUAAGGCAGUUUCCCCUGAGAAGAAUGUCAAGAAACAGUUGGGGUUGCCUUUGUAAAUAAACAUUUGUACACAUUUACCGUUUACAAUAUUUAUUCGAGAUAACCUGCAAGGGCUAAACGGGUCACUACCACGGUUUUUAUCAGUCAAGUACGCAGAAGUUGUAUAAUAACCUUAAGUAUUGUUUCAGUAUAGUUUUAAACCUUGGCAAAGCCAAUUUUGAAUAUCAACCGGAAUUUUAAAUGAAUUUGUGACUUUGUUUUUCGUAACAUACGAUCUUAGUGGUAAACACUAAAAUGGUAGCAAAGUGCUCGCAUCAAUCGUAUUAUUAUAAUACUACACUGUAUCCUAAGAACCUUAACUUUUAUGCGUAUUCUGUAACGCUUGUAUAGUUUCGUGGUGAUACGCAGUGGAGUGAUUUUUAGCAAUUCACAUAACACCAUUACAUGAACUCGGUGCCUUGAUCCGUAAUUAUCUCUUUUGGGAUACCAUAUUUAAAUAUAAAAUGAUUUACAAAUAAACUAGCAGCCGACUGACCCGUUGUAGAGAACUGCUAGUUUAUUUUUAUUCCUCAUAUUAAUGUUGUCUGUCACUAUUUUUCAUUAAAAAAAUGACUAUUAUUCUUAACAUAAAUUACAUUUUCAUAAAUCUAAUGUGACUCUAGUGUAAGUUCGUUUUUAUAAAACUUGUAUGACUCGCUAUUCGCUUAGUCGAAUUUAAAAGUUCGGUUUUUAAAUCUCAGUCCUAGUGUCUUCUAGGGAAUUAUAUGCGACACUUGUUCAGUUUGCUGUUGUAAAGCAUUUAUUCAUCACAUAAUUUCGUUCGUUUUUAUAAAUACGAAAAACUUGUUUAGCUCUUAGCUCGCUAUCUUUACUUAGUAGAAGUCAAAGUUCUUUUUAUAAAUCUCAGUCUUAGUGUCUUCCAGAGAAAUAUUGUGACUCCUGUUCAGUUCGCUGUUGUAUAUAUAUAUAUUUUUCCAUCACAAAAAGCAAGUAUCAUUUUGUAUAAGUAUAAUACUGUUUUGAUAAACGGAGUAUACAUAUGUUGAUAUUAUUAUGUACAUUAUGUGGACGUUCAUAAAUUAAUUAAACUUUAUUUUCUUUCAAGUUUAAGCUUUAUAAAUAUAUAUUUAGCCACUACAUUGGCAUUGACGAAGGUUAUGAAAUUUACGUACAAAUUUAUAAAUAUAAUAAAAAAUUAUCCAACGAAACUGCGAUAGGACGAAGUGUUAAGUGCUCAACAUAGGUGCCACAAUGGAAUCUAGUCUAUUAAAGGCAUUCUCACGGCCUAUAAAAAUACUUACGAAUAUAAAUCAGAAUAUAGGUGUCAACGCUAGAGAUCAUUUCUUAUUUGGUUAGCGCACAUGCUUGAAUUCCUGAUGCAAAAAUAGACUUCUUCCCGAUAUCAUCGAUCAAAUUAGACAUGUCAAUUUGGUAGUAUAUGUAUAGUUCAAUCUAAAGGACGGUAUGACGGUACUCACCAGUUACGUUCGUUUUGCGACCUUUCUAGUGCAGCUUUAGCAAUUAUUGGAAGAUGCUCUAGAACGAUGAUUCCCAAACUGGUUUACAUUGACCUCAUGGAGUCCACAAAACCUACAAUAGAACCAUGGCAGCGAAAAAAAUAGGGGGUGCAUGCAUGGAUGUUAAUAUGAGCCCGCGAGAGUGAAACCCAAGUCAAGAUUUUAGCUUUCCACAAAUGGAAUAAGCCACAUUACACAGAUUAGUGCUUAUGUAAAUACAUAAUACUUUCUUAUAAUAGACAUAAAUUACCUAUGAAGUUCUUAAACAUUUCAUUUAACAUCAAUUUGUUUUUUCUUUAUAAAGUUUCUCACUGGCACUGUGUUAGCUGUCAAAUACACAUUUGAAGGUGAUGAUUUGUGAAAAUAACGCUAUUAGAAAGAUAGGUGGUCUAGGAAAAACAAACAUAAUUAGUACGUGGUCUAUACAAAAAUACAGACAAAAAAGUUUGGGAGUGGCUGCUCUAGACAUUUCGUGCAAAGCAAAUUUAAAAAAGAGAGCAAUUAGUUCUGUGGAAUUAUCGCCCAAUGUUCGUUUUAUCGUCACAAAAAUAAAAAUAUUUGGCUUGCGACGUGAACGUUCGCCGUCAUAAAAAUGUUCCCGAUCGAUGUUCUCUAAGCUUUAGAGUGAACAUAGGACCAAAUCACCCUUCUGGUUAUAGUCUUAUUUUCUUUUUUUUCUAUUUUUUUGUUGUUAUACAUUUUGUAAAACAAGGAUAUAUUCUUGGAACAAGAGCUCUGAAAAAAAUCAUUAUCGUAAGGGUGUAAUUGAAGUAUCGUUUUAUAAUGCAACUCAAAAACUAAUCAUGCGGGCUUUUUCUAAAUAGUGUAUACAGUAGGACUAUAUAUUCUGCACUUCAAGAAGACUUGAUUUAAAUGCAAAAGGAGUCGUAUUAUUGUUUUUUGUAUUAAAAAUAUUAAAUAAUCAUUGUGAAUUCCAAUAUCAUGACACGUUACAAAACAAGUACGUAGGAUGUUUGUGUUUUUCUAGGCAGACUGUAAUCUCGGGGCUCUAACUACAUCACAAUUCACGUGGGCAGUUUUCUAAUCGACUGUUAUUUAAAAAAGUGAAAAUGCGCUAGUAUCGGUAUUGAACCUCACUUGUAGGCAGUUUUUGUAGAUGAAAUUAGUCGUAAUUACCGCCCAUAAAAUGUUAUUCGCUUUUAGCGUGGACAACGGUAUACAACCAAUCAGCAUCAAAUUAGAUUGUUUGGAAAGAGUUUCCAUAUCACAAUUUUACCUUUGGUUUCAAACUUACUAUAACAUUUGUACAUAACACAAGUUAACAAAUAUAUAGGAAGUCGCUAGAAAGCUCUGUAUUUAUAAACAUAGUACUAUUUGUAUAUCAGCUGUUGUAAUUACUAAUUUGUAAGUUAAUAAAUGUUUUGAAUUAUUUACAUUAAAGGUUAUAAUUACG